This is a messenger RNA of Euleptes europaea (tarantolino), 1443 nucleotides long. RefSeq names its product alpha-1,3-mannosyl-glycoprotein 4-beta-N-acetylglucosaminyltransferase C-like. NCBI's taxonomy places the organism in Eukaryota, Metazoa, Chordata, Lepidosauria, Squamata, Sphaerodactylidae. Gene Ontology annotation, molecular function: acetylglucosaminyltransferase activity. Bases 1 to 1443 code for a protein of 480 amino acids. The record is from RefSeq and is a predicted model, not a curated record. Gene Ontology annotation, biological process: protein N-linked glycosylation. The transcript is spliced from 3 exons.
AUGAAAUCUAGAAACUUCAAGUCGCCAUUUGCUUGCUACUGGAGAACUUUCUCUAGAUUGUCUUUUCUUCUUGGACUACUUUCCAUAUUCCUUGUCAUAAUUUGGAAGCAAGGCAAAGAGCAAUGCAAAUGUCCAGUAAUAGAAAAAUCUGGAUUUCAGGAUGCAGAAGAAAAGGAGACCAUCAACCUGGAAAAUGUUAUAGGGAAGAUGCCACGAAAUCCAAAUUUCACUGUAAUAGAACAUGUGAUGGGUCCCUUACCUAUACCAUAUAAAUAUCUCUUGGGAUAUCCUCCAACUAAAAAAAAAUUCUUGACCAUUGGAAUCUCGUCUGUCCAUAGAGAGAGAGAACAAUAUUUGCUGAGGACUCUUGAGUCCAUUUUCAGCCACUGCAAGCCAGAAGAACGGGAUCUGAUCACGAUCGUUAUAUACCUAGCCAAUAAUGAUUCUAAAUUAAAUGAGCAAAGUGCCAAGGAAAUUGAGGCUCAGUUUGGUGAGCUUGUGAAUGAAGGGCGACUCCUUGUUAUAGAAAGCUCUUUAACUGGUUAUCCCCCUUUAAGUCGUAUGAAAGGGAUUUUCGCGGAUACUGAGGGGAAAGCACUGUAUCGAUCCAAACAAAAUGUGGACUAUGCUUAUUUACUUAACUUUUGUGCCAAUCUGUCUUGGUAUUAUUUGAUGCUGGAAGAUGAUAUUGUCUGUGCCAACAGUUUUGUAUUGAUUAUACAAAACUAUGUCAAAAUGGAGGCGAAAUCUUGGACCACUGUAGCAUUUUCAAGCCUGGGCUACAUAGGAAAACUCUACCAUAGUUCAGAUCUUGUUAAACUGGCCCGGUUCCUCUUGAUGUUCUAUGAUCAGAUGCCUGGAGACUGGCUUCUUCAGCUUUUCCACAAAUCCCAGACUCAGGAAGACCUUAUUAUCUUUAGGCCUUCUCUCUUCCAGCAUGUAGGUAGAACGUCUUCAUUUCAUAAUAUGGAAAACAAGUUGCAAGACUCCGAGUUUCAAGAAGAUAAUGGAGAUUUGGGAGAUUUCCCUUUUGCUUCGUGUUUCACAAACAUACCUGUAUUUGAAGAUUACAUACCGGAGAAAGUGUGUCCCCCCGCAAAAGGGCUUUUUUGGGGAAAGAACAUUACAUCACAGAGCUUCUUCACCGUUGUUUUUGCAUCCCCAAUCGUUCCUCAAAAGAUUCAGAUUUACACCGGGUCAGCUGAAUAUAACAAGGACAUUCUGCAGUCUGGUUAUGUAGAAACUGGGAGACUCAAAAUCCAUACCCAGGAUGGUAUGACAUGUUUGCUUUUUGUCCAUCUAGGGAAUUUUCACAAUGGACUCUUUGAAAUGAAAGGUAUCAGUAGCGUGGAUGAUAUAGAUUGCCUUCGAAUACAAGCCACAGCUCCACAACAGCAAUGGCUACAAAUAAGGAGAAUUAGUGUUUGGGUGAAGGAUAAUUAA